Messenger RNA from Arvicanthis niloticus (Nile rat), 3141 nucleotides. It is a transcript of the gene Dnajc24, whose product is annotated as DnaJ heat shock protein family (Hsp40) member C24. Lineage: Eukaryota; Metazoa; Chordata; Mammalia; Rodentia; Muridae. Gene Ontology annotation, molecular function: ATPase activator activity; ferrous iron binding. The record is from RefSeq and is a predicted model, not a curated record. Gene Ontology annotation, biological process: positive regulation of ATP-dependent activity.
AGUGAGAAGUGUGGUAAGUCUGAUGCUGUGUGGAGCCAGGGGAAGGCAUCAGCCGGGCCAGCCUGGAUUGGGCGGACCGUGGACGCCGCGAGUCCCUAGGCUCCGGCUGCUUCAUGGUGAGCUGCUUUCUACAGCUGAGAGGACUGUGGAAUCCUGGAGUGCAUAGCUUCUGGAGGGAUGUCUUUACAGUCUGUGAAAAUCUUUGCCUUAGCAAGAGGACUCCCCUCUCCCCGAGCCCCUGCUGUGCUGUCAUUUCGUUAUCCGAGAAGGCCCCAUUCUAGUUCAAAGGACGCUGAUGGCUUUUGAGCAGACACUCAAAAAGGAUUGGUACAGCAUUCUGGGGGCAGACCCAUCUGCAACUGUGUCAGAUCUAAAACAAAAGUAUCAGAAACUCAUAUUACUGUAUCAUCCAGAUAAGCAAAGUGCAGAUGUGCCAGCAGAAACCAUGGAGGAGUGUAUGCAGAAGUUCAUUGAAAUUGAUCAGGCAUGGAAAAUUCUAGGAAAUGAAGAAACCAAGAAAAAGUAUGACUUGCAGCGGCAUGAAGAUGAGCUAAGAAAUGUGGGGCCAGUAGAUGCACAGGUGCGCCUUGAAGAGAUGUCCUGGAACAAAGAUGAUGAGUCUUUCUCUCUGAGCUGUCGAUGUGGUGGGAAAUACACUGUCUACAAGGAUGAAGCACAAGAAGCAAACCUGGUUUCUUGUGAUAUGUGCUCACUGAUUGUGGAACUCCUUCAUCAGAGCUGAGCUGUGCCUUCAUUCCUGGGACCCUUUAACUACAAGGAAAAAAAAAUGCUGUUUUGUUAUUAACUGUGUAAUUUGUGAAGAUGAAAUCUUCAAGCAAAGACCACUUCAGAUUAACAGAUUAAUUCAGUUGUUGAUAUGUAUCUAAAAUGUAAAUUAUAGGAUAUUACAAAAGGACUUGAAUAAUAUUUUUGCAUUUUUAGCUAACUACUUGUUUUCUCCUUGAUACAAACUAUUUCCUUUUUGAAGUAUAAAUAUCUUUUUCAAAACUCACGUAAGAAUAUUCUUUAUAGUUACUAAGGGUUUUGCUUUUUGCUUUAAUCUUUAAUGUGUGUGUGUGUGUGCGUGCGUGCAUAUGUGCAUGUGUGUGUGUAAAGGACAGAGGACAAUCUGAGAAUCUAUGAAGAAUUGAUUCUUUACUUCUUCCCCCAUGUGGGUCACAAGGUCAAAUUUGGGUCCCGAGACUUUGGGUAAGUUCCUAUACCAGCUGAACUAUCUUGCUAUCUUUAAUUAUGAAGUUGUUCAUCUAAAAGAUGGUGUUUUUAGUUACUGAAUUAUAUACCUACUAUAUACCUGUUUCAAUAACUCAGGCAUUCCAAUAAGAUUAGAAUUUUUGUGAAUGAAGUGUGAGCCCUGUUCUGCCCUAAACAAGGUUGGAAAGGACCAUGUGUUAGAAAACGUGACUCUGGUCCUGGCCCUGUAUGUCUAACGCUUGUCAGAAGCUAUCUUAAGUUCAGGUGUAAUUUAGGAAAAGAAAACUUAAAAAAUGAAAUUCAACAACAACAACAAGAACAACAAACAAACCCUAAAAUUUCAACUUUCCUUUUUAUUGGAUUGCCUCCAUUUAAGGAGCCAUUCAUUUCAUUACUGGUGUGGUGAAGGGGGCUUUUCUAAUGAGUGAUUACUGACUACAGUAGACUGUAGGCAUCGUAUCUUAUGUGACUUCCUUUUGUAUAUAACAUUCUGUGUACAGUGUAGACCAGGUCUAAGUCAUGGUGUGGUCAGCAGACAGAGCUCAGUCAGUUGUCAGCUUGGACUGCUCAGUCUUACACUUAAGACUGCUAGCAAGAGGUGACAUAUGAAGUACAUUGGACAACAUACUGCUUUCUAAGUAUGGGAACCACUAAAAUUCAAAUAUGAGGUAGUCAUCUGGAUUUCUUCCCCAAGAUAUUUUUAUAUCAUACAAUUUAGAGGGAAAACUUGUAUUGGGUUAAUUUUUAUCCAGAUACUUUUAAUGCAUAUUGCAGAGUGUGAUAUUUACUCAUAUUUAAAACAUAACUAAAAUUGAAUAGCAAAUAGUUUAUUGUUAAGUUCAUGGUUUCAACUGUAGAAAUAAAUUCACUUGAAUAGGAGACAAUAAUCAAGUUAAAAGGAAAUACUUAUUAAUCAUCAGAAAAUCUGUGGCCAUUUGGGCUGUCACGCAGAAAUCCAAAGUCACUGAAAGGCCAAAUCUGUAAAAUGAAAAUACAGUUGAAUACAAUUAAUGAAAAUUCUUUAUCAUCAUGAUGUUCCCUUUUCCUUUUCUCUGUGUUAGAUACUGCAGUACAUUCUCUUCAUCAGUUAUUCUGAAAAUAAACAGGUGUAUUUAGUCUGGAGCAUUCAAACAUGAUACCAGAAAUUCUGUUUGUUUAGUAUAUCAAUGUAAGCUUGUGAAGACAUAGUUGUUUUCUCUUUACUAACCUAAAUAAGUUACACUACCAAUCUAUGCUACUUGAUUAUUUUAAGUGCUUUAAUAUGUCAUCUGUUUAAAUAUAAAGAACCUUGAACAGUAUCCAGUUGCCUUAGAUAUUUAUACACUUUUCUUCUAAAGCCUUGUGAUCAAGGGGGACCAAGUGUAGUGACAAAUACCUGUAAUCCACCAUUUGUGAUACUAGCACUUAUGAGACAGAGACAGGAAGAGAGAGUUUAAGACCUGCCUGCAAUACAGAGUGAAACCCUGUCUCAAAACAAAACUCUAUCAACCUAUAAUGAAAGAACCAAUGAAUCUAAGAACCAGUGUCUUAGGUCUAAGGCUUGUUGUACUUUCUCUACAGCCAUACACCUGCCUAUGGCUUGCUGCAUUUAACUGGGCCCAUCUGCAUUCCAAGUAAACUGAGCCUGGGCUACUGUUGUCGAAGUGUUUGCUGAAAUGCCAUGAUGUGAACUGUAAAUUCAACAGUUCUCUAGGAUACUACUAAUUUAGUUUGAAUUUUAUUAUAAAAUUUCUCAGUUGUUCCCCUUAGGAACAGGAAGGGGAGGGAAUAAUGUUUUUUGUUCACAGUUUUUAAGUAAAGGUAAAAUGUCCAUCAAAUGUAAUCACUGCAAUAGUUAAGUUAACUUGAAUGCCAUGGAUUUCAAAGUUUAAUUAAAGAGACACCCGCCCUCACCCAGCCAUCUCUUAGAAUAAAGCAUACCUUAAAGAA